AUGGUCCAUACUGGUGCCAAGUCCGUGGCGACAACUAGCACUGCCCGUGCCCCGAUCACCACUAUGGAUCAGGGUCAUGCAAAAGUUGAUACUGCUGGUCCUAGGGGACCUCGGAAGCCUGCGACCUUCCCUUGUGGAAAAGACGUUGCUGAUCGUCCAUCCGAUCCUACUCCCGAAGAGGAAAUCGCGACUGAAUCUCAGGACAGUGUCGAUGCUGCCGAUGCUGCGGAUGAAGAGAUCUCCCUGAAAUCGUUCUAUCUCCACGACGACGAGGAGGACGAGGAAAGUGAACUGGAUUUCUGGGCUUCUCACCCAACCGGCAAUCUCCGUCGCUCAGCUUCCUGCUUUCCUCUCGGUUCUCACCCUCGUGCUCUUUCUCCCGACAGUCUUCAUCGAUUCAACUGUUGGAAAUUCCGCAACCGCCUUGAACAAAACAACCGUCAGAUUGACCCUGCUUCUCCUUCUGAUCUUGUCAUCACCCACCUCCACUUCUCCUCCCCCUUCACCUUCCCCCAUCACCACGACACCCCCUCCGCAGGACCAGAGACCAUUCCCUUCGAUACACCUUUCAACAUGUAUCACUACCCUGUGGACCCUGUACUCUCAGCCCAGUACCCCCAAUGGAUGGCUGAGUACCACUCUCGUCCGCUUCAUCGUCUGUUGGAUCCAAGUGAGUGCCCGAUUGGCAACGAGGCUGAACUUCGCGCUGGCACUCAUAACGCCGUUGUUCUCAUUGAGGACAUUCCCUACACGGUCACCCGUCAAGAGGUAGUCCAGUUCUUCGGGCGUGAUGCCAACCUUGCUCAGGGCUGGCCUGUCCACAUCAUCAUGGAGCGGUCCACUGGCAAGACCAUGAAUUGCUAUGUCGAAUUCCCCCACCCUGUCGAUGCCCAAAAGGCCGUGAACCGCGUCAAGAGAAUGCACGACGCUAACCAGGGUCCCCGUAUGGGGAAUCGCUAUGUUGAUGUGAGCGUCAGCACCCAGGAAGACCUCCUGAAGGCUCUGUUCCCCCGGGCCAAGUGCAUUGAGUGGGUGAGCGGUCGUCCCGUGCAAGUUCCCAAGCGUGAAGACGAAGAAUGGUCGACUGGCUUUGUUGGAUUCUUGAACGACGAAGAGCUUUUCUGUGUGGCCCGCCACGCUCGCGAGCCAAACCGAAGUGCCUAUGCCAGCAAGGUCCCCCAGCGAACCUAUGAGUCGAUCAUCAGCACAAUACGGAAGUUCCCGUGGUACGUGACGGACAUGUACACCGUCCACGCGCGCAACAAGCUCUUCUACACCUUGAAGGGCAUGAUCGAGGCCCUGGUGGAGCGUCUGGGGGCCGAGCAGACCAUGGGACUGGACAGUCGCCUGGUGACCGAGCUGCUUCGCGCCGGUCUUGAAUGCCCUGCAUUCAACCCCCGCAUGAAGUAUGUCCUGGCAGAGUCCAGCGAAGAUCAGGGGAUCAUUCGCCGCAUGCACCCGGAGAUGCUGCCAUUUUUCCCCUUCGAUACUCUGACUUGGGUGCCGCCCAACGAUCCCAUCAAGUUGGAGUUUUACGCCGGGCUCAUUGCAAGGGGCCACCCCGACAUAAUCCCAGAGGGCAUGAAGCGCCUCUACUUCGGGGAGGAAUACCAAAAGCCCUACGGCGAUUGGUGGUUCGAGUGGUUCAGCGAACCGGCGUCUAACAAGCUGUUCUCUGUGGCCGCCGAUGAGGAGAAGCAGCUCCUGCGAAGCCUGCUCAUCUCUGGUUUUGCUGCCCUGCGUGCCGCAGCCUCGGGGCCUCCCAACCCCCCUCCCCCGCCUCCUGGUCCCGCCCGCGCUCCUUGCCGCGCACCUGUCCCUAUGCCUCGCGCUCCUGCGCCUGCCCCGGCCCCCGCUGGUCCUCCCCCCGCUGGUCCUGCCCCGCCUCGCGGUCCUCCGCCCGUGUUUGGCGCUGGCCCUAGCCGUCCCCCGGAUCCUUCCGGUACUCAUCCCUCCCAUGGUCCGUAUGGCUCAGGCAGCUGGCGUGGUGGCCCUUCCACUGGAGGAGGCCGCCGCCGCUUCCAGUAA
Messenger RNA from Penicillium brasilianum, 2028 nucleotides. The record is from the annotation of a GenBank genome assembly. Lineage: Eukaryota; Fungi; Ascomycota; Eurotiomycetes; Eurotiales; Aspergillaceae.